GUUAACCUCGUACUCCUAGACUAGCCGGACGGGACCUGUGACGUCAUCGACCUUUGUCUAAUACGGUUUUCGCCGCGACCGCGUAUCGCCACGCGGCACCACCGGCCGCGUUGUAGUGCAUACGGUUAACCCGAUUACGAUUUCUUCUUCCUACUUAACUUUUCACUUCUUAAAUUUUAUUAAGAUGGGUAAUAUUAGUGCCAUGAGCAGUCGACCAGCUGGACGUAUGAUGGCAAGUCCAAAACCAUCAUGCGCCUUAAUAAUACUUAUCUUAUUAUACUACUCGCCGCUGUCACAAUGCCUGAAUGCAAAGAUCAAUUUCCGCGAGAAGGAGAAGCAGAUUCUGGACCAGAUCCUGGGCCCUGGACGCUACGACGCCAGGAUAAGACCUUCCGGGAUAAAUGGGACUGGCGAUUCGCCAACGCUAGUGCGCGUGAACCUUUACCUGCGAUCCAUCAGCAAAAUAGAUGAUUACAAGAUGGAAUACUCCGUGCAGCUCACUUUUCGUGAACAAUGGCUGGACGAGCGACUAAAGUUCAACAACCUUGGAGGCCGGCUGAAGUACCUCACGCUGACAGAAGCGAACCGGGUAUGGAUGCCGGACCUUUUUUUCUCGAACGAGAAGGAAGGACAUUUUCACAACAUCAUCAUGCCAAAUGUGUACAUACGCAUAUUCCCUAACGGCAACGUGCUGUACAGUAUCCGAAUAUCUCUAACAUUGUCAUGUCCUAUGAAUCUCAAGCUCUAUCCCCUGGACAAGCAGACGUGUUCGUUGCGAAUGGCCAGCUAUGGCUGGACGACAGAUGACCUCGUGUUCCUGUGGAAGGAAGGGGACCCUGUCCAGGUGGUCAAGAACCUCCAUCUUCCACGGUUCACGCUUGAAAAAUUCUUGACUGAUUAUUGUAACAGCAAGACUAAUACUGGUGAAUACAGCUGCCUUAAAGUGGAUUUACUAUUUAAAAGGGAAUUCAGCUACUAUCUCAUCCAAAUCUACAUUCCUUGCUGCAUGUUAGUCAUCGUAUCAUGGGUGUCCUUCUGGCUCGACCAGGGCGCCGUACCAGCUCGGGUGUCUCUUGGUGUGACGACGCUUCUGACCAUGGCCACGCAGUCAUCGGGCAUCAACGCCUCGCUGCCGCCUGUAUCCUACACCAAGGCCAUCGACGUGUGGACGGGAGUAUGCCUCACGUUUGUCUUCGGGGCCUUGUUGGAGUUCGCGCUCGUCAACUACGCUUCACGUUCCGAUAUGCAUCGUGAGAACAUGAAAAAGACACGCCGGGAGAUGGAGGCGGCCGCGCAGAUGGACGCGGCAUCGGAUCUGCUGGACACAGAUAGCAAUGCCACGUUUGCGAUGAAACCCCUGGUUCGCGGCGGCGUGCUGGACUCCAAGAUGCGGCAGUGCGAGAUCCACAUCAGCCCGCCGAGGAAGAACUGCUGCCGACUCUGGAUGAGCAAGUUCCCCACGCGGAGCAAGCGCAUCGACGUCAUAUCACGCAUCACCUUCCCUCUGGUUUUUGCGCUCUUCAACCUCGCCUACUGGACAGCACACUAGUGCCACGAACAAGAUACUCGUAUCUAGGAUGACACCAGGUAUUCACCUGCAGGUCGACGUAUUUGUUCCGAGACGAAGACGAAGAGAAGUGAUUUCCCAUCCCAAGUGUAGACGCAGCGAUA
Molecule: messenger RNA, 1671 nt
Organism: Pectinophora gossypiella (pink bollworm)
Lineage: Eukaryota; Metazoa; Arthropoda; Insecta; Lepidoptera; Gelechiidae
Gene: GluClalpha
Product: glutamate-gated chloride channel
Exons: 11
Coding region: 185-1549 (454 amino acids)
Biological process (GO): chemical synaptic transmission; chloride transmembrane transport; regulation of membrane potential
Cellular component (GO): synapse; membrane; neuron projection
Molecular function (GO): chloride channel activity; extracellular ligand-gated monoatomic ion channel activity; transmembrane signaling receptor activity
Source: RefSeq, a predicted model, not a curated record